AUGCUGCUCUUCUGUCCUCUCAAUGCUGCAGAAGCAGUUACAGCUGGCACUGCUUCAGCAGGUACAAAGGUGAGGGAGCUGGUCAGGGUGAUCAUGGACGAGCAGCUCACCAUCUUCACCAACAUGCUAGGUAUGUCGCUUUUCUUGCUUGUGGUUCUCUAUCACUACAUGGAAGUCAACAAUUCCAAGAAGCAAGAAUGA
Messenger RNA from Jaculus jaculus (lesser Egyptian jerboa), 201 nucleotides. RefSeq names its product dolichyl-diphosphooligosaccharide--protein glycosyltransferase subunit 4-like. Gene Ontology annotation, cellular component: oligosaccharyltransferase complex. The coding region runs from base 1 to 201 and encodes 66 amino acids. Lineage: Eukaryota; Metazoa; Chordata; Mammalia; Rodentia; Dipodidae. The transcript is spliced from 2 exons. The record is from RefSeq and is a predicted model, not a curated record.